Vombatus ursinus (common wombat) is the source of this 1380-nucleotide messenger RNA. RefSeq names its product fibroblast growth factor 9 (gene FGF9). Gene Ontology annotation, molecular function: growth factor activity; fibroblast growth factor receptor binding. NCBI's taxonomy places the organism in Eukaryota, Metazoa, Chordata, Mammalia, Diprotodontia, Vombatidae. The record is from RefSeq and is a predicted model, not a curated record. The coding region runs from base 217 to 846 and encodes 209 amino acids. The transcript has 4 exons. Gene Ontology annotation, cellular component: cytoplasm. Gene Ontology annotation, biological process: fibroblast growth factor receptor signaling pathway; positive regulation of protein phosphorylation; regulation of cell migration.
AUAAAUUCUGACGUAGCCUGUGCAUCUUAAAAAUCCCUAUAAUAACGCCUAGGUAUUUAAGUUGCUAUGGUCAUUCUGAUCUCAAACCAAAUGGAGAAACUACGGAUUUUUUUCCUCAUUACGGUCGGAUGGGAUGAAGACCUUACUGCCUGCUAAGCGCUGGGGAUCUAUAGAAAUACAUAUAUAUGUUUAUAAAUAUGUCAGUGUAAUCUUCUGAUGGCUCCCUUAGGUGAAGUUGGGAACUAUUUCGGUGUGCAGGAUGCAGCAGUACCUUUUGGGAAUGUGCCUGUUUUGCCGGUGGAUAGCCCGGUUUUGUUAAGUGACCACCUGGGUCAGUCCGAAGCAGGGGGGCUGCCCAGGGGGCCUGCAGUCACGGACUUGGAUCAUUUAAAGGGGAUUCUCAGGCGGAGGCAGCUAUACUGCAGGACUGGAUUUCAUUUAGAAAUCUUCCCCAAUGGUACUAUCCAGGGAACCAGGCAAGACCACAGCAGAUUUGGCAUCCUGGAAUUUAUCAGCAUAGCAGUAGGUUUGGUCAGCAUUCGAGGUGUGGACAGUGGACUAUACCUCGGAAUGAAUGAGAAAGGGGAGCUGUAUGGAUCAGAAAAAUUAACCCAAGAGUGUGUAUUCAGAGAGCAGUUUGAAGAAAAUUGGUAUAAUACAUACUCAUCGAAUCUAUACAAACACGUGGACACUGGAAGACGAUAUUACGUUGCAUUAAAUAAAGAUGGGACUCCAAGAGAAGGGACUAGGACUAAACGGCAUCAAAAAUUUACACAUUUUUUACCUAGACCAGUGGACCCUGAGAAAGUACCUGAACUAUAUAAGGAUAUUUUAAGCCAAAGUUGACAAAGACAAUUCCUUCACUUGAGCCCUUAAAAAGUAACCACUAUAAAGGUUUCACGCGGUGGGUUCUUAUUGAUUAGCUGUGUCAUCAUAUCAGCUCCACUGUUGCCAAACUUUGUCGCAUGCAUAAUGUAUGAUGGAGGCUUGGAUGGAACAUGCUGAUUUUGUUCUGCACUUAAAGGUUUGUCCUCCUGGAGGAGAGCCUAUGCCCACUCGCUUGAUUUAUUAUGAAAGAGAGAGUGUGAGAGUGAGUGAGAGAGAAAGAGAGAGAGAGAGAGAGAGAAUGAGUGUAUGAGUGAAUGGGUGUGAGAGGGGGAGAUGGAAGCUAGAAGUGAAAGCAAAGAGGAAAAAGGCCUGAUGCAUGCUGGGAAAUAGACACGCUUUUAAAUUUUUGAUCAGUUGUAUUUCAUCAUAUAUCAGCAUAGCUGCCAUACUUCGACUCAUCAGGAUUUCUGGCUGGUGGCCUGCUCAAGGGUACGCUGCAUUGACAAAGGCAUGGAGGGUGCAGUCUUACUUAAAAAAAAAAAGACUUUUCAG